AUGUUUGUCCAACUUUUGCUCACCAUGAAAAGGGAUAUGGCAUUUUUGAGCAAGUCAUGGAUAUGUCUCUAUCAUUCUGUCCUCGCUCUUGGCUGUCAAUACGAUGGGGGAGGAUCCUUCGAGUCUGGCAAAGGUGAUGCUUGGAAGUUCUUCUCCAUCGCUCUGGCCAACUUCACAGAUUUGAUGAUGCUGCCCGAUACUCUCACGACUUUCCAAGCCGUGGUGGCUAUGGUCAUAUACUCACACGGUAUGGCUGGAAUCGCACUGGAGCACGUCCUCGUGUCAGAGGCGGCAAGGCGAGCACAAAAUCUAGCCGAUGCCAAGUUUGUCGGGGCGGCAGCAGAUGCAUACCGAAGAACCUUUUGGGUAUUUUACUCUUUGGAGAAGAUCAGUAGCUUCCACCACGGUAGAUCAUCAACCAUCGUGGACUGCGACAUAUCCUGCUCCGUUCCAUCCACGCCUGACUCUUUCCUUUCUGGCGGAUUCGACAUGUUCCUCUGUUUCAUCAGCCACUCUCGUCUGCUAUCCCGAGCCAAUACCUCACUCUUCUCCGUUGGCGUAUCUGACAAUCCUAAAGAGUACCACUUGGCCAUAAUCGACCAGCUCCUGGACGAACUUGAAGAAUGGAGAAAUUCACUGCCAGAUACCGGUUUCAGGCCUGGUGGCUGGGUCAAACCUCACUCAAUUGUUGACGAUCAAGAGCGGACAGUGGCUUUAGUCACCCACUUCCUCUACUACAGCUUUCUACUGACGAUCUCGCGAAUGGCUCUUGGUUACUUGCCAGCAUCAGAAGGGCCUCCAGACUGCUCUCGUCGAGAUGAAACUAUGGAGACCGUGGGGCGCAGUGCUCGCUCACUACUCGAGUUGACCUCAAUAAUAGACAUGUCGCCAUACACCCCCAUGUGGAUGAUGGCAACAAUUCCCAUCAUGGCCUUUUUCGUCCUAUUCGACCUCGUCAUUCACAACCCUCGGCAAAUACACACAACGACUAACUUAGCACUACUUGACGUCGUGAAAGGCCACUGCAGCCGUAUACAGGCCAUGUCCAACGGGGCAGUACCUGGUACCAUGGUCGGCGAGUUUGCACAAAUCGCCCGAAACUACGUAAACGAAGUCAACGGCCGUAGCCCUACCGGCAUGACACCACAUGCGCCAUCCGAAGCAUUCCAAGCGCUCCCUACGCAGCCUCAGUGGUCUCUGCCUCAGCAAACUGAUUAUGACGUCGCAUCAACGGAAAUCCGUACCGACUUGUCGACUAUGAACUUGGCGUCCGACCCGACUAUGACAGGGCAUAUAGACAUUGAAGGGACCACGGGUGCCUCGAGUCCGCUCAUCGGAACUGACGUGAUGAAUCUCUUUGAAGGCUGGAUGCCCGACCUGGAUCCCCUGUUCUUUCAUGGUAUGAGCGCGCAAAACAACAUGGACCAAACGGUCGCUCAGGAUGAUUUCGAGCUUUACCCAGAUCCGUUGUAUGGAAAUUACGCAUGA
Messenger RNA from Colletotrichum orchidophilum, 1488 nucleotides. RefSeq lists its product as uncharacterized. The record is from RefSeq and is a predicted model, not a curated record. NCBI's taxonomy places the organism in Eukaryota, Fungi, Ascomycota, Sordariomycetes, Glomerellales, Glomerellaceae. Gene Ontology annotation, molecular function: DNA binding; zinc ion binding. Bases 1 to 1488 code for a protein of 495 amino acids. The transcript has 5 exons. Gene Ontology annotation, biological process: DNA-templated transcription.